Molecule: messenger RNA, 1765 nt
Organism: Drosophila melanogaster (fruit fly)
Lineage: Eukaryota; Metazoa; Arthropoda; Insecta; Diptera; Drosophilidae
Gene: Lint-O
Product: L(3)mbt interactor in ovarian somatic cells
Exons: 3
Coding region: 87-1427 (446 amino acids)
Source: RefSeq, marked reviewed
UAAACAAAUAUUGUGUUCAUCGCGCCAUUCAAAGUACUGACAUUUACAUUUUGUUAGCAACGCUUUUCGAGAACAAACCGGUGACUAUGAAACAAUCCAAGGACGAAGACAAGGAGGAAUCGCCGGUUCAACCGACGACCCACAAUUCCAGCGCAGGCAGCAACGGCCACGACGCCAAAUCUCCGGUGGUCACUACUGCACCAGCGGCAACUUGUUCCGUAUCGGUUUCGGAUGCUUCGGGGGCCGGAGCUUCCGUUCGCACCACUGGACGGGUGAAGAAACCCAAACAGGUGUACGAUCCCUCGGACAACUAUGUGUCCCGGGCCAGCAGCAACCGCAACUCUCUCUCUUCAGUCCCGGCCACCUCCAAUGUCCAGUCACCGCCAGUCAAGGAGGCCACCGAUUCGCAGGACUCCACAACCAGUCCUGUUUCGGAGCAGCAGCAGCAGCAGCUACAGCAAGCGGCUCAACUUCGCAACUUCGACACGUGCCAGAAGUGUGGCAAAAGCGAACCCAAGCGCGGAUCUGGCCAUAAGAGCAACUUCCUCACUUGCAAGGGCUGCAUGCAGAAAUGGCACUUCCCCUGCUUGCCGAUCACGUUCCACAACCAGAGCACAGCCCGCAAGAAGUUCAAGUGCGACAAGUGUCGCUACUGCCGGUUAUGCAACGUGAGGGGGCCAGGUCUUUCCAUUUGCAGUUUAUGCGUGGAUGCCUAUCACCCGGACUGCAAUGAUCCCACUCUCAAGCAGAGCAAAGCCGUCGAGGCCAAUCCCAAUUGGAGAUGCUUCCGAUGCGAGGCGUGUAACAUCGGCGGCAGCACGAGUGCAUCCAGCGAGGAGCAAACGGGGGCCAGGAAAUCCACUGCGAGCCGCGAGGACCAGGCCCAGCCGGUGGUGCCGAGGAAGUCGAAUGCGGGUCGCAAGAAGCGCGUCCAAUCGGAGCCCACCGGGCAAGAAAAGGCAGCGAAGAUUGAGAAGCUAGCCAAACGUAGACAGCCCUUGAAAACAGAAAAGAAGAAAGAGUACAAAAAGGAGGAGGAUGAGGAGCCGGCACAAAUAAAAGUCAAGGUGGAGAAGGUCGAGCCGGUAGAUAUGGAGACUGAGCAGAUUGAGAAUAACGAUCUGCCUGGGCCAGAACAGGAAUCGCUUUCCUUACGCCUAACGCCAAUCACAGCUGUAGAGAGAAGAAGCCAUCCAGUAUCAACCUGGUCCGUGGAACAGGUCGUCCAAUUUGUUGCCAAGCGCUAUCCGAAGGAGGCGAACGUGUUCCGCUACCAGGACAUUGAUGGCGCCUCCCUGCUGCUGCUCAAUCGCCACGAUGUGAUGAACGGAUUCGGUUUGAAGCUGGGACCGGCGCUGCGCGUCUUCGAACUCGUGAUGUCCCUGCAGACUCAAUCCAAUGACGUUGGCCUCGCCUGGCUAGAUUAGCGUCCCCACCCACCUCCUUAGCACCUAAUGUCAUGUACCACACUUAAUUUAAAUCAAUACUCUCUUCUGUAGCCAUCGCAACCGCAUCACUUCGCAGCCAAUAAAGCUUAUAUUAAGUCUUCUGGCGGAUGGCUAAGAUUUUGCUUUAGUUUUAAAAAUGUUCCGUAAUCCCACACUCGCAAAUGCACAUACUUUUGAAUGGUAUCUGCUGAAUUUGCAACACGUUAUGAUUUUUAUUAAGGUGUUUUUUUUUUUUAAGGGUAGAGGCAAAGGUUUACUCUUUUAUAGAUGAACUAAAGUUCUUCAGUUAAGAGGAAACCUUCCUUGGCCAAUAAAGC